This is a messenger RNA of Ylistrum balloti, 3556 nucleotides long. Its product is annotated as E3 ubiquitin-protein ligase RNF38-like. The transcript is spliced from 10 exons. NCBI's taxonomy places the organism in Eukaryota, Metazoa, Mollusca, Bivalvia, Pectinida, Pectinidae. Bases 113 to 1906 code for a protein of 597 amino acids. The record is from RefSeq and is a predicted model, not a curated record.
ACCAACACGUUCCUCUGUAUAAAGGAUUUAUCUGGAAGUUUUGAUCGAAAGACUUAAUUUUGGAUGUGCAAGGAAAAGAAAUAUUAAAGACCAAAUUGGACACUAACAUAGAAUGCCCGUAGCAGCCACCCAGAAAGAUGCACAGAUUUAUCAACACUAUCACCACCUUCUUCCGAAAUCUCCAGGUUGUCAUGUGACUGGUCAAAUCUCACCAACGGCCUUGGUGACCAAUACUGAGAACUUCAUUGGUCGCAAUGGCACAGCCUAUGUAACAGACUUGGGACAAAUCGCAAGACAAGCUAAUUCCAAUCCCGACAGAACAGCAGGAUUUUUCAGUACACUUAGUCCUCCAAUAAUCAAUUUAAGUCCGAAUUUAAGCCCAACUGUAACAGAACCCCGCAGAAGUCCGCCAUUUUACGACUUGAGAGAAACAACCAGAAGACGAGGGUUGCAAGAUCUGCAGAACAAUUACAGUCACAUUUACCAUCAUCACCGCCAGCCUGUACUUCACCACCAGCCAAUGCAGAACGCGGCCCAGCUAUGCGCAGCCGCUGUAGAAAUGAUCUCGGAGGACUCGGGCAGAAAGAGUGAGAGCCCAAGUCGAAAGCGACGGAAAACCUCGGGAAGUUACAUUGAUUUGACCAACUCUCCGAGUCCACCCCCUUCACAGAACAGGGAAACGCUGACGGAGAGCACCAGGAUUGGCGGAGUGAGACGCAGAGCUGCAAGCCUACGUAGGACGUCCUCUGAUCGCAGUAACACACCGAGGGCUCGUAGAAGUCCGGGAACGAGACGGCGCACAAGAGAGAGAAACAUUUUACGUCACAAUGAGGGUUCCCCAGAGAGGCGCGCGUUCCAGCCCCCAAACAUGAUGGGUCACCAGAUCCACCCAGCAGCCCUUCCCCCGCACCACCAGACAGUUCAGCAGCCCGUUCUGAUGGAUGUGGAGCGGGUGCCUGUGUCGGCUCCGGUGACCAUGGCUCCUUAUGGAAUCCCUGUAUGUACUGGCCCUCACCAGAUCACAAUGUGCACGGCUGCGGGUCACCUACCUGUAUGUAACAGCCAGCCAACAUGGUCCAUCCCCGCCUGUAAUGUCCAGAUCCCUGCAUCCUGUGGGGUGCAGCAGAUCCCAUCUUGUAACAUACAACAAAUCCCCAUCCAUCCAGGCUCGAUACCACCCAUGUUUCAACCUCCUCACUCCAGCAGUCAUAUACCUCAGCAUCAGUUGGCCUCACGACCACCACAGUUCACCGGCUCCACCCAUCAGCGUCACGAGGAGGAAGUCCAAUUAAUAUCAGAUCACCGCCAUGCCUAUCCCCUUCAAGCAGCUCUACACCAGCACCACCCUGGGGCCACAGCCUUCACAGCCACACCUCCAGUCCUCCUACAGGAGCCCAUGGUCCACCCCUCCCCUCAAGACAUCUACGGACCGUUUCACAGAUACUAUGCACGCCAUCGUACAGCUGGCCGCAAUGGUAGAUUACGCUCCAUACCUCCACCUCCACCACCCUACCCAGGAUUCCUGCUACACUUCCUUGCCAUGUUGGGUAAUCCACCAUUGCCAAGAUUUGGACGGGAUUUCCGAGAAGAUGCAACAGAGGUAGAAAAUUAUGAGGCAUUAUUAAAUCUUGCGGAGAGAUUAGGAGACGCAAAGCCCAAGGGGCUGACUAAACUUGAAAUAGAUCAGCUGCCCGCCUACAGAUUUAAUAAGGAGACGCACCACUCAGGCAUGGAUCAGACUUCCUGUGUCGUGUGCAUGUGUGAUUUUGAGAAUCGCCAGCUCCUCCGUGUAUUACCAUGCAGUCAUGAAUUCCAUACCAAAUGUGUGGAUAAGUGGCUUAAGACAAACAGAACCUGUCCUAUUUGUCGUGCAGAUGCAGCGGAGGUAGCUAGCCAAUCAGAUUAGGUGUUAAGAUAUUAAAGUCAAGCAGGCUGACCUGGCUGUUCCACCUACUAAUCACUAAGUUUGGCUGUUACAUCUAUCGAGAACACUUGUCAAAAGCUGAUAUAGGACACCCAGGUGGCCGAAGGAGCAGACAGCUGCGUCAACUUGUCAUUGAUCCAAGCGGCAGGAAAAGAAAAUAUGUCCGAGAAACACAAGGAUAGGAAAAGUCACUGCUAGUGUGAUGAAAGAAACAUUUUUUCAAAAAUGGAAUGACAGCAAUAUGAAUGGACUGUUCACUGCAGCAUUUGAAUUCACUUGAAGGAUGUUUUAGCAGACAUGGCAUGUUUCCCCUCUUCCCUUUCUUUUUGCAAGUGACUAUAGUUAAUAUUGUAAAAUGGUGCAUUACAAAUAUUGAACAAUUUACACAGACUAUAAUGGUGACCAAGGUUGAAUUGUUUAAGAAAUAUUAACAAUGAUUGUGUGCAUUUCCCCCCAACCUCGUCAUCAGUAACAAGUUGUAUUUUGAUUGAGUUUUUAAAUGUUACUCAAUUGUUGCAUGAUGUUUUUUGUUAUUAUUAUUAUUUUUUCGUUUGUUUAUGUUUAUACCCAAGUAAGUAACCCAAUCUCAGUGUUUUAUUAAGUAACUGUUACCAUCAAGUCCCAGUAGAUUUGUGGCCAUACACAACAGCGGUAAACCAAAACAAAAAGGAUGGUGGAGAAAGAGAUGGAAAGGUUUAAAAUUUUAGGAAAUGUGACCAUAUAUUGACAAAGAAUACCUUAUCAAAUCCAUAUUAGGACAAUCAGUGUAAUUGUUGCCAUAAAUGGAGAUGUAUUUGUUGUUAUAAUCAUAUAUGGGCAUACAUUACCGGUAUUGUCAACCAUAUAUGGCCUUGAAUUUAGUGAUGAGCAGGCAUUGAUGUGGUAAUAUCUUUCACUCUUUUCAAGGAGAGUUAUGGAAGCCUGGGUAGAUCAGCUUUAUGUGAAAAUGUGAUUUAUUCUGAUUAGAAUUAUAAAAGCUAUAUUUUUGACACGUAUGAAUUUCAGUUUUAAUUUAGAGGAAAAGAUUUGGUUUAAGUAAAUGUGAAAAAAUUCCAUUCUUUGCAGUAAUCUCUAAAAAAAUAAUAAAAAAAAAACCCAACACAUUUUGGAAUUGUUUGUGGAAUACCAUUGUCUGUAUGACAGAUUUACUGCAUUGUAAAAUCUGGGCUCCUAUAGAGGAGAAAAUUAUGAAAUGACCGCUGAAGGUGGCCAGUUUACCGACAUGCAUGAUUACUGAUGGCCACAGACCAUUAGCUGUAGGAGUUGGUUUAUUUGUAUCUACCUAUAGACACUUGGUAUAUUAUUUGUAUAUUUCAGUGUUUUUGUCGCCUUUUUCUGUAUGACAUGAACCGUCUUCCUGUUUUGUAAUCCAGCAUGUACUCGUUCAUUUCUGUCUCAGACAUUGCUUACCCCUGAUUGUGCUUUAAUAAUUCCCAGCAAUUACAUCUUAAGGAUGUUAAAUAUAGACCAUUAUUUUACGGGUGACUCUUUAAAAAAGAGAAAAAUAACCUUACAACUUAAAAUUGUGAAAAAUUUAUAUUGAACUAUUUAUUUCAUGUCAUUAAGUAUCAAGAGAUAAAGGGAUAGCAAAAAGAAAAUGUUUUUUUUUUAAAGUAAUCAUUAAACUGUCAU